UGCUAUGGAUGGGUUCGCGCACAUGAACGCAACGCGACCAUGAGCAGCAAAGAAAACGAGUCGCUGUCUACGACCGUCAUGUCGCUCCAACUACCUCGCCUAGUGAAAAGCCGCCCAAGUUCCUGCCGCACGUCCGUUUUCCUACCGAAGCGAGCCAGCCGACCUUCAUCGUCUCUGGAACCGCGCAGCCGUGCAAGUGAACGAGUUGAGAUGUCCAUGGCGUCAGUCAACGGCUCGGAGUCGAGUGGCAGUUCAUGCAGUUCGGACGGCUGUACCACAAAUCCAAGUGUAGAAAGUAGGCGGUCCAGAGUUUCCAAACCCACAAUUGUCACCUUCGAAAUUCCGGGUCUAAGCGGAGACCGGGAGAACGCUCCAUCUCAUUGGCACCAGUUGCCGACGAACCUUCCUCCUCUUAGACAACCAAGGAAAAGUUAUCAACAAGCGGUUCUACCAAAGAAUGCUGUUGAUUGUGGUCAAGGCCUUUUUGGAAGUAUUGGGUUAAGGCCUCGGUUUGUUCCUAAGAAAGCGCCUCGUCAGUCUGUGUCUGUGAGGAAUGCAAAAUGGAAAAAAGAGCAAUAUGAAUUGAGUAGAUUUGAGAAAGCUUUUGAAGUUUUGCCGGCACACUUGUAGUAAGCACAUGUACACUGACUGGACUGGCUUGUUGUCUUUCUGAACUAAUAUUUAUAGAUCCAGAUAACUCGUCAGUCAUUGUAUUUAACUUUAUCUGACGAGGACAGUUAUCAUAUAUGUAGAAUACGGGUACUGUUUAGAGUACUAGUCAAUAUGCAUUAUUAAGUUCCACAGGGUAUUGAACAAAUGUUUAAUUAAAGUUAAUUAACAUGUCUACUUGAAUGAUUGUGUCUAGAACACUGACAUAUUUGUGUUAUUGAUGGAUGUUUAGUCACUAUGUAUGAGUAUAGCGUGUUUGGUAUGAAAUCAACUGUAGCAGUUCUAUUAGAUUCGAGUGAUUGUAUUACAGCUAUGAGAAUUAGACUGUUAGAAUG
Messenger RNA from Corticium candelabrum, 1004 nucleotides. RefSeq lists its product as uncharacterized. The transcript is spliced from 2 exons. Lineage: Eukaryota; Metazoa; Porifera; Homoscleromorpha; Homosclerophorida; Plakinidae. The record is from RefSeq and is a predicted model, not a curated record. The coding region runs from base 40 to 630 and encodes 196 amino acids.